Messenger RNA from Laccaria bicolor S238N-H82, 2202 nucleotides. RefSeq lists its product as uncharacterized. Bases 1 to 2202 code for a protein of 733 amino acids. NCBI's taxonomy places the organism in Eukaryota, Fungi, Basidiomycota, Agaricomycetes, Agaricales, Hydnangiaceae. The record is from RefSeq and is a predicted model, not a curated record. The transcript is spliced from 3 exons.
AUGUCCUGUGCGGAUACAGACUACGCCAUGGGACCAGGAACUGGUCUGGUGCCUCCGACCCACACCUCAGAAUCAGAAGAUAUUGCCUCAUUGACUUCUUCAAGAGAACUUUGCCGCUCACCAGCCACGCCCCCUGACCUGCCACCACCUAUGCUAGAUCCAUCUAACGGAGGUUCGCGAUUCUACGAAGAUUGUACACCGGAUGAUACUACGAGGUCACCAGAGCCACUGUCUCGGCACGGAACCGUUACUCAGAACUCGGCUCAGCUGAAGUCAAUUCUGGGAAAUGCCAAUUCUCGAGUCAAAUCUGGGUUUGUGUUGCUGUCUACAUCUGAAGACGAGUCAUCUCCCAAGCUACGAAUGGCUCUUGAAAAGGCCAAGCCUCGCUCACGCGUUGAACUUGAUAUUAUUCUGGAGAGUGAUACAUGCGUCCAAGGUGGCUAUCUUCGCGGUCACAUCCACCUUCACAUCAGAAAACGAGAAGAAAACGAGCACUCUAUCAUGGUCUCAGGCGGUAAACUUCGAGUGCUGGGCUUUGAGUGCAUUUUACAGGAAAACGAGCGAUUUAUCUUUUAUCAAUGCUCUGACUCUUUUUCGUCUACUGGGGCUCAUCUUGACGCGGUGUACGACUCAUCUCCAGAUGACGAGGGCUUUUCAAGCGCUAAGGAAGGGAUCUAUGUUUUGCCGUUUGCCCUACAUCUCCCUCUGUCAGCAAACAACGGAGUUCCGAAGGGCAUUCUACAUGCCCAAGUUGGAGUGGCGGUACAAUACAUCGUCAUGGUCUCUCUAAGAGUCAAGGAUUCCGUGUCUGGCGCAAAAUCAAUAUCUCACUUCUAUCGAGACUGCAGCGUUUGGCCCCGCCUAAAUCCGACCAUCGUUCUAGCGCCAACGCCACGCCCCAUCCAAGUCACUGCUUCUGCGGGACUUUUCCUAGGAGGUACCGGAAAGGUGAACCUAACAGCCGCUCUCCACCGAUUGCAUUGGAUAGCGGGCCAGCAGUGUUGCGUUAAAAUUAACGUUGUCAACGGUACUAAAAAAUGCUUGAAACACCUUACCCUCAGCAUACAUCGCUCUAUAACAAUGUAUAAGGCGCGGCCACAGCAUGAUAGCCAAACGUCAAAUUUCGUGAAGCAGGUGGCCGAAUCCACGCUCAUGAUGUGUGAUCGUAGCACCAGCGGGCACGCAAGCGCCAAGGGCUGGUGGGUUGGUGUGCCUGCUGGGGAGUCGUCGAGCUUCUCCCAUUCCAUUCUAAUUCCAGUGAGCGUCAACAGUCUCCUAUUUUUCUGCCCUAACAUCCGAAGUUAUCAGCCAGACUCUUUAUCUAUCGUAAAAGGAAAGCUUCUCGAAGUGGAAUACACGUUACGGGUGUCUCUCAGUUCAGGGGCCUUUCUGGCCACUGAUGUGCAAGUCACUCUCCCGUUCUGCAUUAUCAACUUUCUAUCCAUUGACCCUCCUCUGACCUCGUCGUCAUCACCGACUCCUCUAGAACAGCAAUAUGAAGGCUUUUUUGAAACUGAUGAUGAAAUGUCCAAUCUGAACUAUCCAAAUUCCAUCUCUUCCGGAAUCAGUUCUCGGUUAGAAUCUGAUCGAGGGGUUGAAAACGUGCAUGAAAACCACACCACUCGCCAAGAGUUCGAAACUACGUUCGACGAGCAUUAUUCGGUUGAUCCCGUACUUUCGCAAAAGCCAGACUCAGAGAAACUGGGAAACCUUGCCUUGCAGGAUGACACGGAUGAGGUCGUGCGACACGCAGUAACCUCAGCAACUACCGACGCAGAAUGCGACCAUCUCAAGGACACUCCCCGCUUCGCCGACUUGUACUAUGCGUCCUUACAAGAGAGCCUAGACCAAAUUUCUACUCCACCCGUAAAAGAACGAUCUGACUCCGUGAUGUCCCAUAGUUCCAGCAGGACACGCCCAUCACGCCCUAGAGGCCCAUCGAAUUUCGCCUUGCGCGUGGAAGAGAAAAAACGGCAAGGACAAAGCUUUCAAGGAGAAGAGUUGUUCCGUGAAGAAUCUGGUCUCCUUUUGAGAGAGGAAGAUCAGCCCACUUUACCUUUGAAACGCACACCAAUCGUGGAAGGGGAACUUUCCGACUCUGCGUCUCGCAUCUCUUACUCCUCUGUGCCAUCUGAAAGUGGACACCACACCUCCUGUUACACUGUCAACAAGACGGCCUCGCUUGCUGCCUACGCCUCCUGA